This is a messenger RNA of Colias croceus (clouded yellow), 2765 nucleotides long. It is a transcript of the gene YME1L, whose product is annotated as ATP-dependent zinc metalloprotease YME1L. The transcript is spliced from 15 exons. The coding region runs from base 99 to 2411 and encodes 770 amino acids. The record is from RefSeq and is a predicted model, not a curated record. Gene Ontology annotation, molecular function: ATP hydrolysis activity; metalloendopeptidase activity; ATP binding. Lineage: Eukaryota; Metazoa; Arthropoda; Insecta; Lepidoptera; Pieridae. Gene Ontology annotation, biological process: mitochondrion organization; protein quality control for misfolded or incompletely synthesized proteins. Gene Ontology annotation, cellular component: mitochondrial inner membrane.
CUUCAGCUACACUUUGACGUAAACGAUAAGAAAAAAGUCUGCCUACAAAAUUUUCGAGUGCACUUCAAAGAAAAUAAACAAAAUAAUCUACAUGUAACAUGUUCUCAUUGAAUUCUAUUAACAGUCAAAAUCAGAUUCUUAUUAGUUUUAGCCAGCUAUCAUCAAGAUAUUCUGGCAUAUUUAGACAUAGAAAACAAAACAAUUGCAAGACCAAACAUGAGAAUGGAAAACAAAUCACAGCGGCAGUGUACGAUGCAAACAUUUGCCAGGAAAGUUUUCAAGAGGCCCUAAGAAAUUUCGAUAAGAAUGUACUAGAUAAUAUGCGGAAUAUUGACGCGCGGUCAGUGGCAUCGUUCCCUCGCUUCAAGUCGCCUCUGCAGGACAUCAUCAGCGUAGGAUCUGCCAAAAAAGUAUCACAUAUAUCUGCUAGCAGCUUUGAACAAAACAAAAAUGGGUGGCUAGAUUUGACUCCAACGGUAACCGUAGACUUACGCGGCAAAAAUACUAAAUUCAGUGUCUCUGAGAAUUUUGUAGGUCUAUUAACGAGGAGUGUACAGAAAAAUUCAUUCAAAUAUACUGUCCAAGUUCGUGGUUUCAAAACAGAGAGAAGCGUACAUGCAGAUCUGAAGAGGAACCCCAACCUUUUAAAUAGACUGCGUAAGUCUUUGGGUCUAAAUGUAUCGGAAACAACUGAGAAGCAAUCAGCAGCGGGCCCGGAGGUCGCGCCGCGGCUCGAGAAGCUGCUCAACGAGGACACGGUGCUCACACACCAGCAGAAGGAUAAGAUUAAGAUCGCUUUUGCUGAGGGCUAUUUAGCAGGGUCUCACCCAGAAAAUGUGCGCGGCACAAAAGCAUCAAAAUAUUUAAAGUUGGUACAACAACUGCUGACCAUUGUACUGUUUCUGGCCAUCUUCGUGAGUCUCAUGGCGUCCGUUAGUGGGACUGUCUUCCGUUCCAGGAUCCAGCUGGGGAACCAAGUGGAGGUGGACCCGGAAGACAUCUCCGUCACAUUCGACGAUGUGAAGGGAUGCGAUGAGGCCAAACAAGAGCUCAAAGAUGUGGUGGAAUUCCUGAAGUCGCCGGAGAAGUUCUCGUCGCUGGGCGGCAAGCUGCCGAAGGGCGUGCUGCUGGUGGGCCCGCCCGGCACCGGCAAGACGCUGCUGGCGCGCGCCGUGGCGGGCGAGGCGCGCGUGCCCUUCUUCCACGCGGCCGGCCCCGAGUUCGACGAGAUCCUCGUGGGGCAGGGCGCGCGCCGCGUGCGCGACCUCUUCAAAGCAGCAAAAGAACGGGCGCCGUGUGUGAUAUUCAUUGAUGAAAUCGACUCUGUCGGUGCCAAGAGAACCAACAGUGUGUUACACCCUUACGCCAAUCAGACAAUAAACCAGCUGCUCUCCGAGAUGGACGGCUUCCACCAGAACGAGGGCGUGAUCGUGCUCGGCGCGACCAACCGGCGCGACGACCUCGACCAGGCGCUGCUGCGACCCGGACGGUUCGACGUCGAGGUGUCGGUGCCGACGCCGGACUACGGCGGGCGGCUGGAGAUCCUGCGGCUGUACGUGGCGCGCGUGGCGGCCGCGCCCGCGCUCGACGUGGAGGCGCUCGCGCGGGCCACCACCGGCUUCACCGGCGCCGACCUCGAGAGCAUGGUCAACCAGGCCGCGCUCAAGGCGGCGAUCUCGGGCGCGACGCGGGUGACGAUGGCGCACCUGGAGGAGGCGCGCGACAAGGUGCUGAUGGGCCCCGCGCGGCGCGCGCGCCUGCCCGACGACGAGGCCAACGCCAUCACCGCCUGCCACGAGGGCGGCCACGCGCUCGUCGCCUUCUACACCAAGGACGCGCACCCGCUGCACAAGGUGACGAUCAUCCCGCGCGGGCCCUCGCUCGGCCACACCGCCUACCUGCCCGCUAAGGAGAGAUACCACGUGACGAAGCAGCAGCUGCUCGCCACGAUGGACACCAUGAUGGGCGGCCGCGCCGCCGAGGAACUCGUCUAUGGGCCCGAUAAGAUCACAUCCGGUGCGUCGUCGGACUUGAAGCAGGCGACGUCGAUCGCGAGCCACAUGGUGCGCGAGUGGGGCAUGAGCGACCGGGUGGGGCUGCGCGCGCUGCAGCCGCCCGCCGACCGCGACGCGCUCGGCCCCGCCACCAGCGAGCUGAUCGACGCGGAGAUCAAGAAGCUGCUGUCGGAGAGCUACGAGCGCGCCAAGGCCAUCCUGCGCACGCACGCUAAGGAGCACAAGGCGCUCGCCGAGGCGCUGCUCAAGUACGAGACGCUGGACGCGGAGGACAUCAAGGCGAUCACGAACGGAGAGAAGAUCAAACUGGAGAAGCAGAAGAAGGACAGCGCCCCCUCCCCCGCCCCCGCGCCCGCCGCGCCCGGCGCCCUGCUCGGCCAGCCCGCCCCCGCGUAGACCCCCCCUCCCCACACGCCCCCAGUGAGCACACACACCCCCCCACACCUCUCAUGUUAUCGUGAGCGAAUGUAACAACUGAAAUCAAUUCUGGCAUUUCAUUUUGAAGUGCUUAUAAUCUAUCUACACCUUUUUACUUAUAAUGUCUUCGACUUACCCUGUCAAAUUUAACUCGUUCCAACUAAAAGAAAAAUAACGGAAACAUUAUAAUUGAUUUCAGAUAGCACAUAGUGGAGUGUAGCGGUUAGUGACAGACGGACACGUCUCAUGUGUACAAAAUAAAUGUUAUAUUAUACGGAGUGUCUUGGAAAAUUUUGCAGGAGUUAAUGAUACAAUAAAAAUAAGUAUAAUGUU